AUGGACACCCGGCUGGCGUCACGAACCUCGACUCCGAAGCACCCCAAUCCAGCGUCGACCAAGUCGUCAUCUGAGACACAAUCGACUCAGGAACCACCAAAUAUCCCCAGCUACGCACAAGCCUCCAAGGAUUACAAACGUCGUGGGGAUCCCAACGACUUUUCUAGACGCAAUGCCCUUAUUGACAUCGCGACAUUUACCGGAAUCACGGAGACGGAUCUGAUGAAAAUUCUUUUCGAUCGAUUCCCCAUUGACUUCCUAGAAACGUUCGGACACCAGGGUAACUGGUUGACGGGCUUGCUCUUUGACGUCCAGCGUGAGAGAGGUCGCACAUAUACAGACGAAAUCGGGCGAUGGCUCAAAGAGUGGCUGGCCCGUUUAAGAGUUUAUACGUACCACCCGCGGUGGCCGGGGAUACUCGUCAACAGGGAAGAAUUGCAGAGAGAAAAUGCGCGGUUGGAACAGAGAAGACUUGCAACAUUGGCGGCUACUACUCAGAACAAGGUGAAUAUCGGCGACGAGAGCAGUAAGGACGAACUACCAGCGAAUGUUGGCAACCAGGAAGUCUGGCAUGUAAAGCGUGCGGACCCCCGCGUACGCUCCAUAUAUCACAACUGGUACAAUAGCGCAAAAUGGAGCCCCCCAGCGCGAGGCAUGGGGCUUGAUCUGGAUCCCACCCUGAUCGUCGACAUCCAUCUUUUCGGCGGGAGAGGCGACCAUGAGCCCAAAGAUUAUGGCGGACAGAGGGUGCACUGUGGAGCUUGCAAUGCAGUGUUUACUGAUUUGCAGACAUGGUUCAAACACGCAGAGGCGUACCGUGGAUGGGUACAGUGUCCGUGGGAAUUUGUCGAGGGUAAACAUAAUUGUGGGCCAAAGGUGCAAAGGUACCGCAAAUUUGCCGUCCCGCCACCACUUCCCAGACUGUACAACGACUGGGAAGAGUUCAUCAAUCAUAUUCAUGAAAUGCAUCCAACCAUACCGAUUCGAUGGCCCAACUGGCAUCCCACGGUAGCGGCCGCUUGGUGGCGUCAUGUCCAACCGGGGCCAUACCUACACAUGAACAUCAUCCUACGUGAUGAGCGUAAGCCCACUGAUACCCUUCCUGAAGGCAGUGAGUUCCGCCUUCAAGAAGACCAUAUUUGUAUCCAACACCAUCUCCGUCCGGAGAACUUCGAAACACCGGAAGGCUGUAAACCUAAGCUCCACAAAAACACCAAUACGCCCAAUGGCUACGUGGGCUUUGCCUCCCCCGCAGACGGCGAUAUCAACAUCAACCGGCUGGUCGACAUCGGCACCAUACAUGCCAAGGGGGAGAGCAGCGGAGACUCCGAGGGUUCGGCAGACACCGCCACCGACACGGCCGCCACCCGCAUCCACCGUUGA
Tricharina praecox is the source of this 1383-nucleotide messenger RNA. RefSeq lists its product as uncharacterized. The transcript has 5 exons. Bases 1 to 1383 code for a protein of 460 amino acids. NCBI's taxonomy places the organism in Eukaryota, Fungi, Ascomycota, Pezizomycetes, Pezizales, Pyronemataceae. The record is from RefSeq and is a predicted model, not a curated record.